GUUGUAUGGGCUAGUAGUACUUAGAGGUUUUUGCGUGUCCCAUAGAUGGACAUGGACUAGAACGAGGUGUCAGGACCUUUGCCUUGUGUUGGACAAGGUUGCUCGCCGCUUGUGGUUGUGAGAUUAGGUUGAGGAUUGUUCAAAAAAGAAUCAUUGCAGCCAUGGGUCCGACCAUUCAUGACAUUUCAACAAAACCAGGGGCCAGCAGCAAGUGUCCGCUGGAGGACGAGUUGCGGGCGUUGCUGCAGCAAAGGAUCAUGGUCCUAGAUGGCGGCAUGGGCACCAUGAUCCAACAGAAGAACCUGGAGGAGGAGCACUUCCGGGGGGAGGAGUUUAAAGACCACGCCCUCAGUCUUAAGGGCAACAACGACCUCCUAAGCAUCACCCAGUCUGAUGUAAUCUACCAAAUACACAAGGACUACCUGUUUGCUGGAGCAGACAUAAUCGAGACUAACACAUUCAGCAGCACCAGCAUUGCCCAGGCAGACUACGGUCUGGAACAUAUAGCGUACCGUCUCAACAAGACAUCCGCUGAGAUUGCAAGGAGGGCGGCCAAUGACGUCACCAAACAGACAGGUUGUAAAAGAUAUGUGGCAGGUGCAGUGGGUCCCACCAAUAAAACCCUCUCUGUGUCGCCGUCGGUCGAGAGACCAGACUUCAGGAACGUCACUUUUGAUGAGCUAGUGGUGGCCUAUACAGAGCAGGUCAGAGGCCUACUGGAUGGAGGAGCUGACAUCCUGCUGGUGGAGACCAUCUUUGACACUGCCAAUGCCAAGGCAGCUCUCUUUGCCAUUGACCAACUGUUUGAGAAAACGUACGAGCAAAGACCUAUAUUUAUCUCAGGAACUAUCGUGGACAGGAGUGGCCGUACUCUGUCCGGACAGACAGGAGAGGCCUUUGUGAUCAGUGUGUCUCAUGCCAAGCCCCUUUGUAUUGGGUUAAACUGUGCCCUGGGUGCCACAGAGAUGAGGCCGUUCAUUGAGGCCAUAGGGAAGAGCACCACUGCCCUGGUCCUGUGCUACCCCAACGCAGGUCUACCCAACACAUUUGGUGGAUAUGAUGAGACUCCAGAGUUGACAGCCUCACAUAUGAAGGACUUUGCAAUGGAUGGUCUGGUGAACUUGGUUGGAGGUUGUUGUGGAACCACACCAGCACACAUAAGGGCCAUUGCUGAGGGAGUAAAACACUGCCACCCCAGAGUGCCCCCUACUGACGUGUUCCAGGACUACAUGCUACUCUCAGGCCUGGAGCCCUUCAGGGUAGGACCCUACACUAACUUUGUCAACAUCGGAGAGCGCUGCAACGUGGCAGGGUCGAGGAAGUUUGCCAAGCUGAUUAUGGCCGGAGCCUACGAGGAAGCUCUCAGCAUAGCCAAGACCCAGGUGGAGAUGGGGGCCCAGGUUCUGGACAUCAACAUGGACGAGGGCAUGCUGGAGGGACCUGCGGCCAUGGCCCGCUUCUGCAAGCUCAUCUCUUCAGAACCAGACAUCGCCAGGGUGCCCCUGUGCAUCGACUCGUCAAACUUUGCGGUGAUCGAGGCGGGGCUGAAGUGUUUCCAGGGAAAGUGCAUCGUCAACAGCAUCAGCCUGAAGGAGGGAGAGGAGGAGUUCCUGCAGAGGGCCACCACCGUGAGGCGCUACGGGGCUGCCGUGGUGGUCAUGGCCUUCGACGAGGAGGGACAAGCUACAGAGACAGAUCGCAAGGUGGAGAUCUGCUCCAGAGCUUAUCACCUCCUGACCAGCCGGGUGGGUUUCAACUCCAACGACAUCAUCUUCGACCCCAACAUCCUGACCAUCGGGACGGGCAUGGAGGAACACAGCAUGUACGCCAUCAACUUCAUGAAAGCAACACGGCUGAUCAAGGAAACGUUGCCAGGCGCCCGGGUCAGCGGAGGUCUGUCCAACCUGUCCUUCUCUUUCCGGGGCAUGGAGCUCAUCAGAGAAGCCAUGCAUGGAGCCUUCCUCUACCACGCCAUCAAGGAUGGGAUGGACAUGGGCAUAGUGAACGCUGGCAGCCUGCCGGUGUAUGAUGACAUAGACCAGGAGCUGCUGUUGCUGUGUGAGAACCUCAUCUGGAACAGAGACCCUGAAGCCACGGAGAAGCUACUGCUGUACGCUCAGAACAAUGCCAAAGGAGGGAAGAAGGUCAUCCAGACGGAUGAGUGGAGAGAGGGAACGGUGGAGCAGAGGCUGGAAUACGCCCUCAUCAAAGGCAUAGAUAAGUAUGUGGUGGAGGACACAGAGGAGGCGAAGGCCCAGACGGACCUGUACCCCCGUCCGCUCCACGUCAUUGAAGGGCCACUCAUGAGCGGCAUGAAGGUUGUGGGAGACCUGUUUGGAGCCGGAAAGAUGUUCCUGCCACAGGUGAUCAAGUCGGCCCGUGUGAUGAAAAAGGCUGUGGGCUACCUGAUCCCCUUCAUGGAGAAGGAGAGGGAGGCCAUGAUGGCAGCAUCGGGAUCCACAGAGGAGAUGGACCCCUACCAGGGCACCAUCGUGCUGGCUACCGUGAAGGGAGACGUCCAUGACAUUGGCAAGAACAUCGUAGGCGUGGUGCUGGGGUGCAACAACUUCAGAGUCAUUGAUCUGGGGGUCAUGAUCCCAUGUGACCGUAUACUGAGAGAGGCCAUCGACAAGAAGGCAGAUAUCAUCGGCCUGUCUGGUCUGAUCACCCCUUCCCUGGAUGAGAUGAUCUAUGUCGCCAAGGAGAUGGAACGGCUAGGCAUGAGGACCCCUCUGCUCAUAGGGGGGGCCACCACUUCCAAGACCCAUACAGCUGUUAAGAUUGCACCUCGCUACAGUUCCCCUGUGGUGCAUGUUCUGGAUGCUUCUCGGAGUGUGGUGGUGUGCUCUCAGCUCCUGGACCAGAACAUGAGGGAGGAGUACUUUGAGGAGGUGACGGAGGAGUACGAGGAGGUCAGACAGGACCACUACGACUCCCUCAAGGAGAGACGCUACCUGUCUUUAAGCCUGGCUAGGGAGAAGGGCCUACGCACUGACUGGCACUCCCAGCCAAGACCAGUGUGUCCUCAGUUCCUGGGAACAAAGGUGUUUGAGUCGUACGACCUGCGCCGCCUGGUGGACUACAUUGACUGGAAGCCUUUCUUCGACAUCUGGCAGCUGCGGGGGAAGUACCCUAACAGAGGUUACCCCAAGAUCUUCAAAGACAAGACCGUGGGUGUGGAGGCCAGACGGGUGUUUGACGAUGCUCAGAGGCUGCUUAAUAGGUUGAUUGACAGCCGGGGUCUUCAGGGGCAGGGCUUGGUGGGCUUCUGGCCUGCCCAAAGCGUCGGUGACGACAUCCACGUGUAUGCUAGUGAUGCCACUACUCUCUGUAGCCAACCGGUGGCCAAGUUCCACGGCCUAAGACAGCAGGCGGAGAAGGACUCUUCCAGUUCGGACCCCUACCUGUGCCUGUCUGACUUUGUGGCUCCCCGGGACAGUGGCGUGCCUGACUACGUGGGCAUGUUCGCCGUGGGCGUGUUUGGGGCGGAGGAGCUGAGUCGACUGUUUGAGGGUCAGGGAGAUGACUACAGCAGCAUCAUGGUGAAGGCCCUGGCUGACCGACUGGCUGAGGCGUUUGCUGAGGAGCUUCAUGCCCGUGUUCGUAAGGACCUGUGGGGCUACAGCUGUGAGGAGGAGCUCCACGCAGAGGAGCUCCACAGGGUCCACUACAAGGGCAUCAGGCCGGCGGCAGGCUACCCCAGCCAGCCCGACCACACGGAGAAGACCACCAUGUGGAGGCUGGCUGCUGUGGAGGAGAAAACCGGUAUUUGCUUGACUGAGUCUCUGGCCAUGACCCCGGCGGCCUCUGUCUCUGGCCUCUACUUCUCCAGCCCCAAGGCCUCCUACUUUGCUGUGGGAAAGAUCACCAAGGAGCAGGUGCAGGACUAUGCUGAGAGGAAGGAGAUGGUGAUCUCAGAGGUGGAGAGGUGGCUGGGGCCCAUCUUGGGCUACGACACAGACUGAUGACCCUUGACCCUACACCUUGUACCCUGCACACCACAACCUACACACUACGCACACACAGCCUACACCUUAUGCCCAAGGAUGAAGAGGUGUGAUACUGGAUCCAACCCAUUUCACUAAACACUGUGUCUGUAAACCUACGCCCAGGGGCUGACUCCAGCUACAGCUACGUCUUUGGGCUUUUGCCCAACGUUUUCCCCGUUUCAGUCUCUUGUGUAUUACAAUAUAGAAAAAGGUCUAGCCUGUACCCCAGGCCUGCUGAAGUGGACGAGACUGCUGUUCACAAUGCAUCACCUCCUGAUGGAAAUAGUCCAGCAGGUCAGUUGAGUCGAAACACUUCAUCCGAGCCAUAUUGCUGAGUGGGAUUCUCAGUGGAAAUACAUGACCAGUAUUUCAGGAUGAUUUGAGCACUGCUUAGGGACAUUGUUUUCCUCAUCAGUAGCUGUGGCCAGUGUUUCUUUUAUGGUCUAUCAAGAUUGUUUCAUAUUUGCAGGGCUUUUAACUGCAAUGCUUGUCAUUAUCGUCCAGUGGAAUGUUCCCCCUGGAAUGUUCCUGUGUGAUAAGUGGCACAGUUACUGAAGGUGUUUUAUAUCAUGCCCGCUACACUUUGCAUACUGCUUUAGUUCUUGUGAAGGCCUUCGAUUUGAAUUGGACCCUUUGAGUUUUUCCUUUAAUUGCUGUUGGCCUACACUUAAUGAUUCAUAAUUGAGAUAGAAAGCUUUGUAGGGCUUAAAAUGGGAUUAUAAAACUGAAAUGGCCCACUCCUAAUACCAGCACAAUUUACUAUACCCUAGACCCUACACCAUAGACCCUACACCAUAGACCUUACACCAUAGACCCUAGACCCUACAUGCCAGACACAGUUCCAUUGGCUCUGCCUCUACUGCUCUUGCCAAAGUUCAGCUUGGACCCACUGAGGCGUGGUCAGUCCUGCCCCCUGCUGCCAGUACUGUGGCCCAGCCUGACGUGACUAGCGCUCCACUGGACCUUAACACACUGCAGGUCCAUGUGGUCCUCUGUUCCACUGAAGCCUUCUUUACACCCAUUGUCUUAACUUGAACCUGGACUUUAGGGUUUGUUCCAUUAGCUCACCUGAUGCUCUCAAAUCGGGCUGCAAAGCCCCACCAGUCUGGUGGACUAAGAUAGCCCAAUCAAAGGUUCCUGUUGACUGGGAACGACACUCUUUUUUUGGUUCAUGUUUUAAUCAGUCACAGUGAUUUUAAACUCCCAUGCUUUAUUUAAGGUGGUAGAUGUUUCUUAUUUUCUAAAAUGAUUUUGUUUAUGACAGACAAAUGCAUAGAUGAUAAUCUAUUUUAAUCAGUGUUUUAUUUGAUCUAGCUGCCUAGAGUAUUGCAUAUACAUGUCAUGACCAGUUUUACUUGGAGGAUGAAUCAGAAAUUGCCUGUUGACAGCCUGAUUGGUUGUUAAAUAACAUAUUUUGAGGUUGCAUUAAACUUGCAUGGUUUUGUGGAACAGUUUGAUUCAUGGUUGUGUUUAGCCAAAUUGUUUUAUGAGGAAAUGAAUAGUAUUAUCAUUAUGAAAACUUCAAAUUCAUGUGUCACAAUAUGUCUUAUAGAAAAUGUACUGACCAACGCUGCUCAGGUCAAAGAUUUUCAACUGGAUUGUCCAUUUCAUUGUCAUGAAUGAAUUUGAUCUUAAAUAAAAUAAAAUGUAUAGCGUCCAGCACAUCU
This is a messenger RNA of Hypomesus transpacificus, 5656 nucleotides long. It is a transcript of the gene mtr, whose product is annotated as 5-methyltetrahydrofolate-homocysteine methyltransferase. The record is from RefSeq and is a predicted model, not a curated record. Gene Ontology annotation, biological process: pteridine-containing compound metabolic process. Bases 162 to 3965 code for a protein of 1267 amino acids. The transcript has 33 exons. NCBI's taxonomy places the organism in Eukaryota, Metazoa, Chordata, Actinopteri, Osmeriformes, Osmeridae. Gene Ontology annotation, molecular function: methionine synthase activity; zinc ion binding; cobalamin binding.